Messenger RNA from Ipomoea triloba (trilobed morning glory), 2044 nucleotides. RefSeq lists its product as uncharacterized. The record is from RefSeq and is a predicted model, not a curated record. Lineage: Eukaryota; Viridiplantae; Streptophyta; Magnoliopsida; Solanales; Convolvulaceae. The transcript is spliced from 7 exons. Bases 247 to 1815 code for a protein of 522 amino acids.
ACGCAUUUGUGAACACUCUUAUUUCGUACUGGGUUGACCUAACCCUAUAAUUUCCCCCAAUUUCAAACCCGACCCGUUACGAGCAUUACAGAAGCAUCAUUCAUCAGCAGAUCAACUAGACUCCAUGAAUUGCAUCAUCGACGACCCAAACCCUAACCUGAUUUAGAAGACCAACAAAACAAUUCUUAAAGUCACUGUCUGUGGAUCGAAGGAUUAGGUUUGAUUUGGUCUUUAAGCUUUUAGCUGAUGUAUUGUUGGCGGCAGCUGAGAUUGACUCUGCUGGUAUGGGUUCUAGGGUUAGGGUUUGGGUUUGGGAGUGCGUUUAAGGUGCCGUUUAGGGUGAAUGAUGUGCUUCCGGUAUUGCCUCGUCAGAUUUCAUGGCCGGUCCUCAAUAGCUUCCAUAGUGCUGCGGAUUUGAUGCCCAUCUUUGUCGGGUCGCUCGCUCCGAACAACGGGUCUAUCCGGUGGAAAGGGUCGUGCUUCUUUGAGAAUGAAGCUAGGGUUGAGCUCAACGGUUCCGGCGAUCGUGAAAUCGGCGGCGCCACCAUCUAUCUCUCGACAGCGGCAGCACACAGCUGGACAUGUAUGGAUCUAUAUGUGUUUGCUACUCCUUAUAGGGUAACAUGGGAUUACUAUUUUCAGUCCCGAGAACACACACUUGACAUUCAAUCAUGGGAAGAAACUGCAGAGAUGGAAUAUGUCAAGCAACAUGGGAUCUCUGUAUUUCUCAUGCCAUCAGGGAUGCUUGGAACUUUUCUUUCCUUGCUGGAUGUAUUACCUUUGUUUUCCAACACAGCAUGGGGUCAGAGUGCUAAUUUAGCUUUUCUGAAGAACCACAUGGGAGCAACUUUUGAGAAACGCCCUCAGCCAUGGCAUGCUACGAUUAAUCCUGAUGACGUUCACUCUGGUGAUUUCUUAGCUUUGUCAAAAAUCCGUGGUAGGUGGGGCGGAUUUGAAACACUAGAGAAGUGGGUAACUGGAGCUUUUGCUGGUCAUACAGCAGUUUGUUUGAAAGAUGAGUUUGGCAAGCUUUGGGUUGCUGAAUCGGGAUAUGAAAAUGAAAAGGGUGAAGAAGUUAUUGGACUCACUCGCUGGGAUGAAUGGUGGGAAUUCGUACUCAAGGAUAGUUCGAAUCCACAAAUAGCAUUAUUACCUUUACAUCCUGAAGUGCGGGCUAGAUUUAAUUCUACUGCAGCAUGGGAAUAUGUUCGAGGAAUGUUGGGGAAACCAUAUGGUUACCAUAAUAUGAUUUUUAGUUGGAUUGACACGAUCUCUGAUAACUAUCCUCCUCCCGUUGAUGCUCACUUGGUGAUUUCUGUCAUGUCUAUGUGGACGAGAAUGCAGCCGACUUAUGCUGCAAAUAUGUGGAAUGAAGCAUUGAACAAGAGGCUCGGCACAGAGGGUCUAGAUUUAUAUGAAAUUCUUGCUGAGACCGAAAGACGUGGGUUAACCUUCGACCAAUUGCUUACCAUUCCAGAACUGGAUGAAUGGGUGUAUAGUGAUGGGAAAUCGACAACCUGUGUUGCCUUUAUUCUGGCAAUGUAUAAGGAAUCUGGAGUCUUUGGUUCUCUAGCUGAAUCCAUUCAAGUAACCGAGUUCACUAUUAGAGACGCCUACAUGCUCAAAAUUUACGAGAACAACCAGACACGCCUUCCGAGCUGGUGUAACAGCGGGAACGACAAGCUCCCCUUCUGCCAGAUUCUUGGCGAGUACCGGAUGGAACUCCCAGAGUACAACACAUUGGAGCCAUAUGCCAACAUGAAUGAGAAAUGCCCUUCUUUACCCCCAAGCUAUGAGAGGCCUAUCCAAUGCUAAAUGUACUAAUAAUGUUUGUAAAAGACUACGUUAGACAACCUAUCAUCUUGGACUAGGUUUCCCUCGUUUGAUUUCAUGGUAAUCCGUAAUUUCAAUCUAUGUACAUAUGUGUAAUAUACAGUGUAUGUAUUAUCUAACAGCUUAUGGUAAAUUGUUCUAUUUGUAAGACAGAUGGUGUGAGUGCUGUUGGUCUUCUAAAUAAAUGGAUAGACUGCCAUUUGUGUGUAAA